Molecule: messenger RNA, 894 nt
Organism: Linderina pennispora
Lineage: Eukaryota; Fungi; Kickxellomycota; Kickxellomycetes; Kickxellales; Kickxellaceae
Exons: 1
Coding region: 1-894 (297 amino acids)
Source: RefSeq, a predicted model, not a curated record
AUGCCUGAUAUAUCUGAUGCAAGAUAUACUAGUAAUGGCAUUGAACAGCAAGGAUUUGUUCAGCAAUCUGAUAUCUUUAUGGAUUCAUGUGUUGUUGAGAUUCCUGACUCAUAUACUCUAAUGGAUCAACUUCACAAUAUUACUCCUUUUGAUAGAUUGCAUAGAGUAUUUGGUGAUGGUUAUAGUUUUAAAUACAUAAGAUGCAGCACAAGUGUGACAAAUGGUAAUGUCUCUGUGUAUAAAGUAUCUGCUCCAAAUGUUGCAAUAGCUGAUCCUGCACUAACUGAUAUCUUUCUUAGGAUGCAUCAAGAACAUGUAUUUCUUCAAAACUAUGAUAUUACUAUGGAUUGUCUAAAUAUUUCUUCUAGAGCUAUUGUUAAGGAAUUUCUUCUUGAUAAUGGAAUCAGUAGCAAAGAUAUUCUUGAUGAUGAAAAUAAAGUUGGAGCAAACUGUAUUAGCUGGUUUACUGAAGAAGAUGAGAUAAGAAUAAGGAACAAGUUGUAUAAUAAAUUUGUUCAACUCUUAGAAAGUGGUGAAGUUCGCAAUCAACUUACUUCUAAGCUAUCAGAGCUAGUGAUGCCAACUUCUCAACAGUUUGGUGAAACACUUGUUGCUUGUAGGAAUGAAGGAUUAAUGAGACUUGAGCUUACUGUUCACUCUCCUGAGUUGAAGGAAGUAGAAUGGAACACAAACUUAAUUGUCAAUACUCUUGAGUUUCUUCAUAACUGCAGGACAUUUGCAACAUCUUAUGAAAAGCAAUGGAUGGCACUAGUUGAUCAGAUUCAUAACAAACAUACAUUGUGUAUUUACUUCCAUAAAGAACAUUCUCUUGGUUACUGCCAUUGGUUCAAUAAAACAACUAAGGAGAUCAGUCAGAAAUGGUUAGCUAUUUAA